Molecule: messenger RNA, 2166 nt
Organism: Arxiozyma heterogenica
Lineage: Eukaryota; Fungi; Ascomycota; Saccharomycetes; Saccharomycetales; Saccharomycetaceae
Gene: MSB3
Product: Rab GTPase-activating protein MSB3
Exons: 1
Coding region: 1-2166 (721 amino acids)
Source: RefSeq, a predicted model, not a curated record
AUGGAUUCACAUUUACCAAGACUGCAUAUGCUUUCAAAAUCUCCAUCUGUUCCUGAUUUACAUGGUUCAAUAAGGAUAAGGAAUCUAAAUAUGGAGAUGAAAAAGACUAUGUCUCCAAGGUUGCCUUCCUGGUUAGCACACGAGAAGUUUCAACAGCCAUUAGAAGGUUCCAGUGAGUUAAAGUAUGAACAGGAAUCAAUAGUUUUUAAUAUUAAUGCUUCGAAGAAUAAUACUAACAAAUAUAUUGGUGAGCAUGAUGAUAAGGAGAAAUGUAAUGAUAAUGACGAAAAUCUGAGUUUUAUUGAUCUUUAUGGAGAAGAAGCGAUGUCUGGAGUAAUAGAAUAUGAUACAGAUACUAAUAAUAAUCAUGGUGGUGAAAAUAAGAGAAUAGACAAUUCAAUUAAUAAUGAAAGUAAUAAGAAUAGUCAAGUUAUAUCGAAAAGUGUCUUUUCAACAUCAAGUGAUUUUUUUAAUGAGUCUUCCAUUAUUGGAGAGAAUUCCUUUCAUUUAGACAAUUCAUCUUUACCCUUAAAGCAGAAGAUACACAUCAAUGAUGAUGAUGAUGGAAUUUAUGAUCAAUAUGGAUUUAAAAAAUACACAAAAUGGAUAGCUGAAUCUACAUAUGACCGUUGGUGGCAUCGGUAUAAUAUAUAUUGCCGAAGAAGAAAAUUGAAAUGGACAUUAUUCUUGGAGAAACAUAAGAUACGAUCACAAAUAGAUCUCUCUCCACCUAAGAAAUUCCCAGAGAGAAGUGAAAAACUGAAAAGAUAUGUUAGAAAGGGGAUCCCAUCUGAUUGGAGAGGAGAUGCGUGGUGGUAUUUUGCUGAUGGUGAUGCUAUAUUACAAAAAAACAUUGGUAAAUAUAAAUCUUUAGUGAGUGAAGUGGAACGUACUAGAAAUUUUUCACAUAGUAAUACAAUUGAGAGGACUGAUACGAAUAAAGUGUAUUUAGAUAUGGAAAUUAUUGAAAGAGAUUUGUAUAGAACUUUCCCGAACAACAUUCAUUUCCAAAAAGAUGAUAAUUCCGAUGUUGGUGAACCUGAAAUGAUAUCAGCAUUAAGAAGGGUUCUUGUAGCAUUUUCAAUCUAUAAUCCAAAGAUUGGUUACUGCCAGUCUAUGAAUUUCUUGGUGGGUCUAUUGUUAUUAUUCCUUGAAGAAGAGAAGUCCUUUUGGAUGUUGGUAAUAAUAACAUCUAAAUAUUUACCCGGUGUGCAUGACGUUAAUUUAGAGGGGGUAAAUAUUGAUCAAGGUGUGUUAAUGUUAUGUAUUAGGGAAUAUUUACCAGAUAUUUGGAAGAUUAUUGAACCUACAUGUGAAACUAUACCAACUUUGACUAAUCAAGCACAUCCAAAACAUAAACACUUUAAAAACGAAUUUCUUUUUAAAUUACCUCCCAUUACACUAUCUACUGUUAGUUGGUUUAUGAGCUGUUUUAUUGGUGUUGUUCCUAUUGAGACUACAUUGAGGAUUUGGGAUUGUUUAUUUUAUGAAGGAUCACAUUUUUUGUUUAAGAUAUCUUUAGCUAUCUUAAAAAUAUGUGAGCAUGAAUUAUUACGUAAGAAGUCUCAAAUAAGGAUACCUGGAAUUUCCUCAGCAGGCUUGGGGAAAUAUUCCAAAUUUAAUAAUAGUAAUGACGAUAAUGUCAAUGGUUUCCAUGUUAGAACAAAAGAAGAAGAUUGUGAUAUUAUAUUAUUUCAAAUGGUGCAGACUUUACCAAAGACAUUAUUAGAUCCAAAUGAUUUGUUUGAAAAAAGUAUAUUUAAAAGGACUGCAAAACUUAAUAUUUUAGGACAAGAUGAGAUUGAUAGGUGUAGAAAGUAUGUGAUGAAUCAUAGGCGAAAAUAUAGGGAUUAUAUGGAUCUAAUAAAUAUGCAACAGUAUGCUGAUGAACAAGAAAAAUCAGCCACUAAGAGUUCAGAUAUGAGAAAUGAUACAGGAGAUGAAAAGAUAAAUCAUGUGAGUACUGGUAUUAGUCACAACGAUGAUAGUAAUAAAUAUACCACAUCGAUGACAUCUAGUAAUGAGUCAGUUAUGACUGCUGAAAACUUAUCUGAAGUAUUAAUGAGAGAAAAUUAUGGGUUUAAGAGAACAUUGACUAAUGUAAAUUGGAAUAGUCUCAGUUUAAAGGGAACAGUAAGACAAAUACGUAAGAAGAAGGAUCGUUGA